AUGGGGUACAUGGGUGCAAUACUGGAGUGUGGUGUCAGCAUUUCACGAAAUUUGACAUGUAAUCACCUGUUGUCUUCGGAUAGAUACAAUCAUGCUAUGGAGGAGCAUUUACGAUUUACUGGUUUUUAUCAUGUUUUUCAAAUUGGAAUAGUUCAAUGCCAGAAAGGCCUAGUAAAUGCUCUUGUUGAGAGGUGGCAUCCGGACACACACACUUUUCACCUUCCAGUUGGUGAGUGUGCUGUGACAUUAGAAGAUGUGGCUUUGAUUCUCGGUCUUCCGACCAACGGUAUACCAGUGACAGGAGUGACUUUGAGUAGCCAUGAAGCCUUAGAAGUUGAGUGUUUGCACCUUUUUGGAGUUGUGCCGAGUAAGUCAGACUGUAGAGGAAGCUUUAUAAAGUUGGUAUGGCUUCGGGAUUUAAAGGAGUGUAUUCAGUGCAUUGAUGAAGACAGUAUUCAGAGGUACGUGAAGUGCCAUAUUAUGUUGUUAUUUGGUACGAUAUUGUUUGGAGACAAGUCUAGGGUAGGUGUACACUGGAAGUUUCUGCCUUUGCUUCGUGAUUUUGGCAGUAUCGGAUAG
Arachis duranensis is the source of this 579-nucleotide messenger RNA. Its product is annotated as serine/threonine-protein phosphatase 7 long form homolog. The record is from RefSeq and is a predicted model, not a curated record. The coding region runs from base 1 to 579 and encodes 192 amino acids. Lineage: Eukaryota; Viridiplantae; Streptophyta; Magnoliopsida; Fabales; Fabaceae. The transcript has 2 exons. Gene Ontology annotation, biological process: meristem development; meristem maintenance.